UCCUCUGCGUCUUGUUUUCUCGGGAAGCACCGUCGACUUCAGGCCCUAGCUGGCUGGCCGCCAAGUAUGGUGCCAAGCUACCCCACCACUGUCUUCGGACGGCGCGCCAAUCACUGCCGGCCGGAUGCAAGAGAAUCUUUAACUGGCUGCAAGCCCUUUGACAUCCAGACCACCCGGCGCGCUGGGACACCCUCCCGCGGAAGACCGACCUGCCCCUCACUUCCCCUCUCCUAUCCGGUACAUUGAGCAAUUGAACAUUGUUGCAACCAGGAUUUCAAGCAGCAACGUGCAUCUCCACCAAACAUCCACCGACGUCGAAGCGAUCAUCACCAUGGGCUGGUUCUGGCAGACCUCCUCGUCGCCGAAGCCCGAGGGCUCACGCGACAGUGCAUCCCCAGCAUCGACCACUCCCACACCACCAACACCGACUGCACCAACCCAAGCACCACCUGCCGAGGCCUCGUCUAACUCAGCCGACCGCGAGAUGGCUAUGUUUAUGGACAUGCUCCUGAAGGACACCCAAUCGUCCUCUCAACCCAAGACCCAACAACCACCACAACCACCACCAUCCAAUUCCUCCUCCUCCUGGCUCCCCUGGUCAUCCACAAAACCCGACGACACCCCCACCGCCGAACAACUUGCCCCCCCAAAAGAGACGCGCACCCCCCAAUCCCUCGCCAUGUCCGAGCACCUCCUCCCGACCAGCAUGUCCUGCCGCGACGCAUUCGACUACGCGUGGCACUGCCACACGCCCGGAUCGCAAUGGAACGCGGUGUACCGGUACGGGUCCGUGCGGGCGUGCUCGGAGCUGUGGGACGACUUCUGGUUCUGCAUGCGGACCAAGUCGUACUCGCCCGAGCUGAAGGCGGCGGCGGUGCGCGAGCACUACCGGCUCAAGGAGGAGGCCAAGUACGGCGGCGGCCGGCCCAGCAGCGAGGACGUGUGGGCGAGCCGCGAGGAGCGCGUCGCGCCGGGGACCGCCUUCCAGCAGCGCUUCGAGGCGCCCGCGAUAGACGAUGCCGAGCUGCAGAGGAUGGAUGCCGAGCGGCGGAGGCAGAUUCGGGAGAUGACGGAAGGGGCAGAGGGGAAUAAUAGAUAGUGAUCAUAGGAAGAAGGAGUGACAUGGACUCGGCUUUGAUAGUUUAUUAGCGACCUAAUUCCAUCUCUACUACUGAUACCCAACCGCACAAUGAUUCAUGAUCGGACACCAAGCGUCCAUGUAGCUAGGGUGCGAUGAAUGGAAAGAACUACGGACUAUGAACAAACUCAGCGUAUGCAUAAGGAAAGGAAACCCUCGCCGUUCUUACUACGCCCUAUGAGAAAAGCGGACGGCUCCGCCAAUACCAACUUAGACUCCGGCGCCCCAGCUCAGUUCACACGGAAGGAGAGGAACUCUCGACAUGUCACAAGCA
Molecule: messenger RNA, 1412 nt
Organism: Chaetomium fimeti
Lineage: Eukaryota; Fungi; Ascomycota; Sordariomycetes; Sordariales; Chaetomiaceae
Exons: 1
Coding region: 332-1099 (255 amino acids)
Source: RefSeq, a predicted model, not a curated record